AGAAGAAUAGAUUCAUAAACAAAUAUAAUGGCAGAGCUCUGGAAAGAAUUCCUCAGUCCACUCAACUCUCGCUCAAGUUCGGGAAAAUCUAAACAACGACCAAAGAAUAUUAUUGCAAUUGGUUCCAUAAACUCCGAAUGUCUGUCAUCGAGAUUUGCACGAAUGUUAUUACAGAGUCGAGAUGAUAACCCCACCAUUAGACCAGCUCCUCUUUCAAAGAAGGAGAAUGAACAGCCCUCAAGUGAAUCCAGUAAAACUAAGCCAACCCUGGGUAGUAAAACUAAACCUGUUCCGUCAACGUUGCUGCAAAGAUUGAACAGUUCCACUUCGACAUCAAAUCUAGAAGUGGAUAGAGAAGACAUCUCUACUGUGA
Messenger RNA from Owenia fusiformis, 373 nucleotides. The record is from the annotation of a GenBank genome assembly. NCBI's taxonomy places the organism in Eukaryota, Metazoa, Annelida, Polychaeta, Sabellida, Oweniidae.